AUGGCUGGGUUAGAACUUCUCUCAGAUCAAGGGUAUCGGGUGGACGGGAGGAAGCCGACCGAGCUCCGCAAGAUCCAAGCGCGCAUGGGGGUGUUUGCCCAGGCAGACGGGUCAGCCUACAUCGAGCAAGGGAACACCAAGGCGCUGGCGGUGGUGUACGGGCCGCAUGAGAUCCGAGGCUCGCGCAGUAAGUGUCUCCAUGAUCGUGCAGUGCUGAACUGCCAGUACAGCAUGGCCACCUUCAGCACAGCCGAGAGGAAGCGACGCCCGCACGGAGACCGCAAGUCCAGCGAGAUGACCCUCCACCUCAAACAGACCUUCGAGGCGGCCAUCCUGACACAGCUGUACCCACGAUCACAGAUCGACAUCUACGUGCAGAUCCUGCAGGCGGACGGUGGGAACUAUAGUGCGUGUGUUAACGCUGCCACGCUGGCCGUUGUGGACGCUGGCAUCCCCCUGCGGGACUACGUGUGCGCCUGCUCUGCUGGAUUCGUGGAGGACACGCCCCUUGUGGACCUGAGCCAUGUGGAGGAGUCCUCCGGGGGCACCCAGCUCUCCCUCGCCCUCCUGCCCAAGGCAGAGCACCUGGCCCUGGUGGAGAUGGACGCCCGGCUGCACCAGGACCACCUGGAGGGCUUGAUGGACGCGGCAACGCAAGCCUGCAAGGACCUCCAUGCAGUGCUGGACAGAGUGGUCAGGGAACACCUGCAGGAGGUCUCCACGCAGCUCGUGGAGUGAGGAGGGAGAGGAAAAGAGAGGAAGGACUGGACAGAGUGGUGAGGGAGCAUUGGCAAGUUUCCACGGGAGGGGAGAUGGAGAGGAGAGGGUGAGCAGGGAGUCUGAUCUGCUGACUGUCUUUCUAACCAAAUAAUCCACUGCACAUGCACAACAGUCAGGGAAAUAGCUUAUGGAAAAGCAUGAUGAAGGUAGUGUGAGAUUGGUGCUGUGACACUGGACUGGUCUGUACAAUGUAACUGAAUCACUUGUGUACAAUACAGUGUGCUUUUCAAAAUGUUUUUUGUACAUUUGGACUUAAUAAAGUAUAAAAUGUCUGAA
This is a messenger RNA of Acipenser ruthenus (sterlet), 1056 nucleotides long. It is a transcript of the gene exosc4, whose product is annotated as exosome component 4. The record is from RefSeq and is a predicted model, not a curated record. The transcript has 3 exons. The coding region runs from base 1 to 738 and encodes 245 amino acids. Gene Ontology annotation, cellular component: nucleolus; cytoplasmic exosome (RNase complex); nuclear exosome (RNase complex). Gene Ontology annotation, biological process: nuclear mRNA surveillance; U4 snRNA 3'-end processing; rRNA catabolic process. NCBI's taxonomy places the organism in Eukaryota, Metazoa, Chordata, Actinopteri, Acipenseriformes, Acipenseridae.